Messenger RNA from Cavia porcellus (domestic guinea pig), 503 nucleotides. RefSeq names its product protein S100-A8. Gene Ontology annotation, cellular component: cytoplasm. The transcript is spliced from 3 exons. The record is from RefSeq and is a predicted model, not a curated record. The coding region runs from base 175 to 444 and encodes 89 amino acids. Gene Ontology annotation, biological process: leukocyte migration involved in inflammatory response; response to lipopolysaccharide; neutrophil aggregation. Gene Ontology annotation, molecular function: calcium ion binding; calcium-dependent protein binding. NCBI's taxonomy places the organism in Eukaryota, Metazoa, Chordata, Mammalia, Rodentia, Caviidae.
UGCAGUGAUUGCCACAUCCACUUGGUUGGGAAACAGCGAGUAUAGCAACUCUACAAGACCUGAGGCUAUAGACCAGCCCAACCUACCCGCUAUAAAAAGGAGCUUACAGUCAGGCUUGUAUGUUCCUUGUCAAUUCUGUUUUGGGCAGAGCUGGUGAACAAACCCUUGUGCACCAUGCUGACUGAACUGGAGAAAGCCCUCGACACUAUUAUUGAUAUCUACCACAAGUACUCCCUGAUAAAAGGGAAUCCCCAUGCCCUCUACAAGGAUGACCUGAAGAAACUGCUAACUAAUGAGUGUCCUCAGUACACAAAGAAAAGGAAUGCAGAUGCCUGGUUCAGACAGUUGGAUAUCAAUGAAGAUGGUGCAGUUAACUUUCAGGAGUUCCUUGUUUUUGUGGUAAAAGUGGCCCUGAAAGCCCAUGAAGAGAGCCACAAACACUAGUAGAGCUCCUGGGCCCAUGCAAUUGUUCCUGCAAAAUAAUAAAAUUAUCAAUACCUCAA